Molecule: messenger RNA, 3249 nt
Organism: Xenopus laevis (African clawed frog)
Lineage: Eukaryota; Metazoa; Chordata; Amphibia; Anura; Pipidae
Gene: clca1.L
Product: chloride channel accessory 1 gene 1 L homeolog
Exons: 14
Coding region: 66-2813 (915 amino acids)
Biological process (GO): chloride transmembrane transport; chloride transport
Cellular component (GO): plasma membrane
Molecular function (GO): intracellularly calcium-gated chloride channel activity
Source: RefSeq, a predicted model, not a curated record
UGUGUGUAUAUAUAUGUGCCAUGAGUAAGCUUACAUGCAGUCAUUAGGCAGAUUAAUACGGCACUAUGUCUUUCUUUAGUUUUUUUACAUUAAUUUUAACAUUUCAACUUUUCUGUGCAUCUGGCACCUCAAUGGUCAAACUUCAGAAUGGUGGCUAUGAAGAUAUUGUCUUUGCAAUUAACCCAGGACUGCGAGAGAAUGUGAAAAUUAUUGAAAAUAUUCAGAAUAUGAUAAAAGAGGCUACACAGUAUUUGUUCAGUGCUACAAAGAACAGAGUCUUUAUAAGGAGUGUAAAAAUCUUAAUUCCUAUGACCUGGCCAAAAAAGAACUAUAUAAAGGCAAAAACAGAAACCUAUGAUAAGGCAGAUGUGAUCAUUGCCAGCCCUCACGUCAAGUUUGGAGAUGACCCAUAUACUUUGCAGUAUGGUGGAUGUGGGGAACCAGGAAAAUACAUUCAUAUGACACCAGACUUCUUGCUGAAAGACAAUCUGAUUUCAAGUUAUGGACCUCGAGGGAGAGUGUUUGUCCAUGAAUGGGCUCACCUACGAUGGGGCGUGUUUGAUGAAUACAACUAUGAAAAACCCUUUUAUAUUGCUUCAAAUAAGAAAGUAGAAGCAACAAGAUGUUCAACUGAUAUCAUUGGUACCUACAUUAAACAAUUUCAAGGAAAAGCCUGCAAUUUCAACCCACAAACAGGCCUUUAUGAAGACGACUGUGUAUUUGUACCUGAAAGGAACCAGGCUGCCAAAUCAUCUAUUAUGUAUUUACAAGGACUGCCUCCUGUUACUGAAUUUUGUGAGAAGAACCAUAACACUGAGGCUCCAACAUUGCAGAACCGGAUCUGUAACUCCCGUAGCACAUGGGACGUCAUCAUGAACUCCACAGACAUAAAGUCCACUCCUCCAAAGGCCGACUCCAAUCUUCCAGUUCCCACCUUCUCCCUGCUGCAGAGUUCUGAUAGAGUUUUGACUCUGGUGCUUGAUGUGUCUGGAAGUAUGGCCAGUGAUGAUCGAAUUGGGCGACUAUACCAGGCAGCAGAAGUGUUCCUGAUGCAGAUCGUUGAAGAGGCCUCUUAUGUUGGGAUUAUCACGUUCUCAACCACUGCAGCUGUCCUUUCCAAUCUGGUACAAGUAAUUGAUAACACUCAGAGGAAUAAACUAAAGUCUCUCCUUCCAACAACUGCUGGUGGGGGAACAGACAUUUGCCUGGGAAUUAGGAAGGGCAUUGAGAUAAACAAACAGUAUGAUGGAUCAUCUUACAGCACUGAGCUAGUCGUCCUAACAGAUGGAGAAGAUAACUAUGACACAUCUAAGUGCUUUAAUGAUAUAACCGAUAGUGGAUCGAUCAUUCAUGUCAUUGCUCUGGGUCCAAAUGCAGCCAAGGAACUUGAAACAAUUGUAAAAAUGACAGGAGGAUUACAGUUUCUAGCAACAGAUAAAGUAGAUGCUCAAGGAUUAAUUGAUGCUUUCAGCAGCCUUAAAGCUGGAGAUGGGACAACUGCCCAGCAAGCUAUCCAGCUGGAGAGCUCUGGCUCAGUUCUUAGCCCAAACAAUUGCUUAACUGGCACAGUCUUUAUUGACAAGACAGUGGGGAAUGGAACGUUCUUUCUUGUCACAUGGGUAAACUUGGUACCAAGCAUCACUCUAAUAGACCCAAAUGGUAAGGUAUACACGUCUAAGGAUUUUACCUCCGACACAACUUCAAAAUCUUCCAGACUUGGAGUUCCUGGAACAGCUGAGAUAGGAGCUUGGCAAUACAACCUGUGCAAUACUCAUACAGCAAGUCAAGCCAUUGGCAUUUUGGUGACAUCGAGAGCAGCAGAUGAAAAUGUACCUCCGAUAACAGUGAAUGCUCAUAUGAACAGGAAUGCAAACAACUUCCCUGAGCCAAUGGUUGUCUAUGCAUCAGUAAAUCAAGGACUGUUGCCUGUGGUAGGCGCAAAUGUAACAGCCAUUAUUGAACCAAUAAAUGGAAAUUCAGUCACUUUAGAACUCUGGGACAAUGGAGCAGGUCCUGAUGUUUUAAAGAAUGAUGGAAUCUACUCAAGAUACUACACAGAAUUUAAAGGAAAUGGAAGACACGGUUUAAAAGUGCGAGUAGAAAACAGCAAGAAGAAAAGCCGACUGGCACUGCCAAGGAGCCGAGCUCUUUAUAUUCCUGGCUAUUUAGAAAAUGGGGCAGUAACCAUGAAUCCAUCACGGCCAGUCAUUAAUGAUGAGGACCUUAAUGUGGGACAAUUCAGUAGAACAGCUUCUGGAGGAUCGUUCAUAGUAAAUAAUGUACCUACAGGUCCUCAGCCAGACUUGUAUAAACCCGAGAAAGUAACUGACCUGGAGGCAAAAAUAGAAGAAAACACGAUUGUGUUGACCUGGACAGCGACUGGGGAUGACCUGGACCAGGGAACUGUUUCAGGAUAUGACUUAAGAAUGAACACGAAUCCCAGUGACCUGAGAAACAGUUUUGACAAUUCUAUGACAGUCAAUACUUCCAGUCUAAUGCCACAAAUAGCUGGAUCCAGUGAAUCGUUUACAUUUGUUCCAGGUGACAUUACAAUAGAAAAUGGCACCAUCAUUUAUUUUGCGCUCAUUGCUUUUGAUAAAGUUGCACAGAAAUCUGAUCUGUCAAAUAUAGCACAAGCGGCUCUGCUCAUUCCUCCAACACCUGCUACAGAUGACAGUUCUGGGACCCUGGACAUAACAUUCCUGACGCUGAUAGUUUGUUCAUCUGUCAUUAUUAUUUGUAUUAUUGUAAGUAUUACUGUGUGUGCUGUGAACUGUCGGAAGAAAAAACAUAACCCAGAAAUGAGGAUGUAAAUAAAAUAUUAUUGCAAAUAUAUAAAAUUUUACAAUAUCAAAUGCCUGUAAAACAUGAAUGCCUUUCAUUUUACAUUUGAAUCUCAUAAAGUAGCUCAAAAUUAGUGGGACCGGAUUAAAGUGUUAAAGACGUCAUUGGUCAGAUGUAACUGAGGCUUUAGCUACCAACCUGGGCGCUCCUCGUACUGUAGACCCAGUAGUUUGUUUGCUGCAAGUAAAAGAUGAAUUAAUACUUACUAUUGUUGUACUUCUGUCUACACUUGGUGAAUAGCGCUCUAUCACUGAUUACGGUAACGUCAUCAGACAAAGGGGGGCACAUUUACUUAGCUCGAGUGAAGGAAUAGAAUAAAAAAAACUUUGAAUGAUUCGGCUACUUCGACCUUCAACUACGUCUUCAAAUCAAACGAUUCGAAGUAAAAAUCGUUCGACUAUUCGA